CACCAAUUGAAUAGAAACACUCUACUUCAAUAAUAUGCCUCCUCCUCCACCACCUCCUCCACCACCACCUCCUGGACCUCCACCUCCUCCUGGAGCCUCAGCCUUGACGGCUAAUUUACCUCCAGGACCUCCGGCUGUAAUGCCCCCCGGUCGGGAUGCCUUACUUGGAGAUAUUCGAAAAGGUAUGAAGUUGAAAAAGGCCAUUACCGUUGAUAAAUCUAAACCCAUGAUAGAUUCCAAAAUAUCCAUGUCAGUUACACCAGCCGAUUCCGGUACAACAAGUAUGGCAUCUUCGCCUCCACCAUCUUUAGGUGGGCCUCCACAAUUGGGAGAUAUAUUCGCCGGCGGAGUUCCUAAACUAAAGCAUGUGGACAAUAGAUCAGGAUUAGUUCCUCCAUCUGCUCCUAAGAUUCCUACAUUCUCAAUUCCUUCUGCUAAUGCUAAUACUAAUGCUCUGGCUCCAACUCCUCCUAAUAUUCCGUCUUCAAGACCUCCUAAACGAAAUAGUCUAACAUCGGUUCCAACCGUACCUUCACUUCCAACAGGUCUUCCUCCAAGUGCUCCACCUUUACCAACUUCUGCUCCACCAAUUCCUGGCAGUUUACCACCUCCAACUCCUAAAUUGCCUCCUGGUAGACCAAAGAAGUCAUCGCAUAUGAAAUCAAGUUCCAUUAACUCAACAAAUUCUUUUGAAGCACCUUCUGUACCAGCCGGUCCACCUCCUUUACCAAACGUAGCACCACCACCUCCAGGUCCUCCACCUCCAGGUCCUCCACCGCCACCUGGCCCACCACCACCUUCUUUUCCUAAUAGCUCGAAAUCUUCCGUGCCUCUGGCUCCUCCCAUUCCUGGUGGUCUACCGUUCUUGGCAGAAAUCAAUGCUAAGAGAGAUGACAAAAAUGUACUAGAUGCAGUAAAGGCUCCUUCCUUGCCAACUGGAUUGCCCCCUCCUCCACCACCUAUCCCUUCAUCGUUACCUCCUGCUCCACCUCAAAUACCAGGUGGUCUACCACCACCUCCCCCAGCUUUCCCUGUUGGAAAUGCUGCACCACCCCCACCUCCACCACCUCCUCCUGCUUUUCCUAGUGGAAAUGGAAUCUCUUCGCCACCACCUCCUCCACCUCCUGGACCACCACCUCCUCCAAUUCUUUCCAGCUUACCCCCUAAAAAAUCAAGUUCUACUGCUAGUCUGGCCCCAUCAGUUUCACCAGGUGGAGCAUUACCAUUCCUUGCUGAAAUUAACUCUAGAAGAGAUGAGUCUUUUGUUGUAGACGGAACCAACAGUUAUUCAACUACGGAAUCUCCUUCGGAAUCUCCAGCUCCAAGAGCCCCUCAACCUCCUAGAGCC
Messenger RNA from Scheffersomyces amazonensis, 1348 nucleotides. It is a transcript of the gene VRP1, whose product is annotated as Vrp1p. The transcript is spliced from 2 exons. The annotation marks the transcript as partial. Lineage: Eukaryota; Fungi; Ascomycota; Pichiomycetes; Serinales; Debaryomycetaceae. Gene Ontology annotation, molecular function: actin binding. The record is from RefSeq and is a predicted model, not a curated record.